AUGAAUUUUCUAUAUUUUCCGAUAUUUUUGUUCGGAAUUUCAUUAGCCGAUCCAAAAAUCUUAUAUCUGAAUAAAUUUUUCGCUGGAACUACUACUUAUAUAGCAAAUGUUGAGGGUUAUUCAGCAUUAUAUUUGUCUUCGAGUGAUGAUAUUCAAUUAUUGAAGAAUAUAACAAUCGAUAUCGGAGACUCAUUAACGUGAGUUUCUAAAGAGAAAAAGGAUGAACAUCUAGGAUUUUUUCAGAAGGCAAAAAAUUGUCUUUUUUUCUCAGAAAAAAUUCAGGAGACUUCUUUCUCCCUAGGGCUUUUCAUUUUAAAAAAUAUAUGAAAAUGAACGUUAAUAAGUUUACCAAACUGAUUUUCAUUCAACCCAGGUACAGGAAUUCAAGAGAAAAAAUAUAAGUAUUACAGCCUCGAUACUUUGGUAAAUCGAAAAAACGCCGAUGGUUCCCAAAAAGCCUUGACAAUCGGGAAUGUUCUCAGUUUCACAACAACCAACUCCGAUGCUAUAACUCAAAGGCUAACAGGAUUUAUCUAUGUCGCUUCUGCGAAACAAGCAGCCGAUCCAGAUUUUUCGGUAUAUGUGAUUGAUGGCAAAUACAAUAUCACCAAAUCAUCAAGUCUCUCAACAACUGUUAUUUUGAAUACAUACUACGGUUUGACUCCUGAAUACUAUGCACCAGAUAUGAAUAGUUAUGUUGAUAAUAUUCAACAAGAUAAAUCCGCUAAAAUAUGGCUAUAUUCUGAUAUUCCUUUCGACAAUUAUACUCAAAAACCAGCAUGGGGAACUUUUUUCUACAAUCCAUUAGUCUUUGAUAAUAUCGAUGAAAACAACAAUGCAUAUCAAACAGAACAGUAAAAUAAUUGCUUUUAGUUUUAAAAAAUAAUCAUGAAUAAUUACAGAUUCUUCGAUAAUAUCGAACCACUUCAAAUUUCCUAUGAUGCUUGGUAUAUUUUAUCCAACGGAAAAAUUAGCUUAACUAUUGAUAAAUACUGGGGUAAGAAUCAGAAAAGAAAUGACAAACUAGAAUAAGUAUCUUCAGAUAACUCACUGGAGGACAGUACAACGAGCAGAACUACAACUGGAUUGAUUAUUAAUCCACCUCUGGGACUAUUCGCAAAAACAAAAAUUUAUUUCCAACAUGAUGCGCACAACAACCGGACAACUGGAAUGUAUGCGACAUCGAAUGUUAAUUCACCCGUCGAUGUCACAUUCUAUUCAUCCCAAGCAACACUUUUUGCACAAUUCGUAGGUAAUAAACCUAUUAUAGGACUGCAAGAAUGGAGUCCAAAUGAUGCUACUAGUCUUUUUGUAAACUCUUCAUACUUGAUGCCUGGACAGUUUUCUGUUCAAUAUUUUGUUAUCGAUGGUUUAAGUGUUUACACAUUAACAUCUUCAAGUCCAUCAACAGUUCAAACUACUACACCAAAGUCGUCAGUAACAUCAACAAUUCAAACAACAACAAGUGACUCAUACCUACCUAAUUUUUCCUUGACAUUUUUGUGCUUGCUAUCAUAUUUGCUCACCGUUAUGUAUUUUUGAAACGUGGUUUUCUUAUAAUAAAAUUUUAUCAAUGCUUUUUUUGCUAUUAAAUACUCGAAACACUUCAAUAACAUUUAUUUAACUAUGAUUUUGUUCACACUUUUUGCUAUAUUUUCUCUAAUUGUAGCAGAUCCAAGAACUAUUGAUCUCUAUUCAGAAUCAAUAUAUACACGAAGUUUCCAAGUUGAAGUUGGAUCAAACUUAUUUUUAUCAUCAAAUGAUAAAGCAACAUUUCUAUCAAAAAUAACAUUGACAAAUGGAAAUACUGUGAAGCUGUGAGUUUUUUAACGACAGAGAAUUAAGGGAUAAAUUUAAAUAUUUAGAGCUAACACUUUGUUGAGUCAGUUUAAUAGUGAUGGAUCAAUGUUGGGAUGGACUAUGACUGAUUCUACAUUGACAAUCACUACCACUAAUGAUAAUAACACAAUCGUCAGUUUGACAGGAUUUAUCUAUAUUACAACAGCUUCACAAGCGAAUGAUGCAAAUUUCCAAGUGUUCAAAGUACAAUCGAAUGAUCAACCUUUGAAUAUCAAGAAAUCAUCAACAGCUGUAUUUCUAACUGUUCAACCAACUAGAAAUGAUUCCGCUCCCUCUUAUCAGCCAUUCAGAAAUAUACUCUUCACGAAUUUUGUGCAACAAAAUGUGAGCAAAAUUUCGUGGGAGCAGUACAAUCAAAAAUAUUUACAGACAACUAAUCUUCGAAUUUACAACGAAAUUCCUAAAGAAUAUUACAAAAACGACACUGCAACAAUGAAUCAAUUGAUCUUCAGAAAUCCAAUUGAUUUAACACCACUUAAUGACACACGUUCUUAUGUAUUUUUCGAUAAUGUUGAACCAAUUCAAUUCCCGUUGAGAUUCAUGUAUCUAACGGUUGAUGGUGAUGUUAGUUUCACUGUGUCAAACAGUUGGCAAGAUCAAAUUAUUUAUAAUACAACAGCUGUGACAACAACAGGAAUCAUCACAAAUCAUUUAUUCGAAGUUAACACAACAGUCAACUUCCAAAUAAAUCCAAAUAACAAUAGAACAGUGGGUCUCAUCGUAAGUGCUUAUUUUAUUUUAUUUUUAUCUGAAACUAAAUGUUCUAGGCAUUUUGUGAUGACUUAUGGGCUGGUUUGAACUACACGUACUCUUCUUCAACAUCGCAAUCAACAAUUUCAUUUUCAAAGGGAUCCAGUAUUAACAAUGUACUAUUCACAACAAAUCUUGCAGCUACUCAACUAUAUGGAGUUCCUCUAUCUAAUUCGGUUGGAAUAUUUUACAUGCAAUACUUUGGAAUUGAUGGAAUUCCAUUAUCAUCAACAAGUGCGCCUUCAACAAUUUCAACAACGCAAUCACCUCCUACAACUCCCACAAUCAGUCCAACAACUAGUUUAGUGACAAAGUCAACAUUUUCUUCAAUUUUAAUGUUUUUGUCAUUAUUAUUCUUGUGGAAUUGAUUUUAAUUCCAAUAUCAAAUGAAAGUUUUCCUUCAAAAAACAUAAACUAUGACGUGGAACUCCGAAUAAUUUAGAUAACGUAUUCAAAAAUCAACAAUCUCAGUAUCAGUACACAUGAACUCUGCGUGAUAGAAAAAAUGAAAUGAUGCCACACCCGAGAAAAUGUUCUGUUUAUUAGUUCUUAAUCAUGGUUUCACAGUUCUGAAGGCAGGCAAAAAUUCGAACAAUCAAUUUUAACAUUUGAAAAAACGACAAGUGAUUCAUCAUCGAGUGAUUUCUCGAAGAGUUCUAAAUUUUGAUACCAUAUUUGCUCACAGUGAUGUGUUCUGAAGCGGUUAUCUUUAUAACACAUUUUUAUCAAUAAAUUUUUGGUUAAAUACUCGAAACAUAUCAAUAAAAUAGUCCACUAUGAUUUUAUUCAUAAUUUUCGCUUCAUUCUCUGUUAUUUUGGCAGAUCCAAGAAUAAUCGAUCUUUACUCAUUAGGAGAUACACAAAGUGUUCAAGUUGAAGUUGGUUCAAAUUUAUAUUUAUCUUCGAAUGAUAAAGCAUUAACUCUAUCGAAAAUAACUUUGACAAAUGGAAAUAUAAAUAAAGCGUGAGUUAGUGUUGAAUUGUGAACAUCGAAGUGUAUAUUUGAUUUCAGAACGAACUCAUUGCUGAGUCAAUUUAACGCUGAUGGAUCAAUGUCAGGAUGGACUAUGACUGAUUCUACAUUGAAAAUUAUUAAUGCAAAUGAUGUAAACACAACUGGAACUUUGACAGGAUUUAUCUAUGUUACAACAGCUUCACAGGCGAAAGAUGAGAAUUUCCAAGUUUUCAAAGUUCAAUCUCAAAAUCAAACUUUGAACAUCAAAAAAUCGUCAACAGCUGUAUUUCUAACUAUUCUGCCAGACAGAAGUGCUUCGGCUCCAAUAUAUCAGACGUAUAGAAACACUCUCUUCUCAAACUUUGUGCAGAAAAAUGUGAGGAUUAACUAUUCGAGUUUAGAAAUCAAUUAAAUUUACAGACAACUAAACUUCGAAUUUAUAAUUACGUUCCUCGAGAAUAUUACAAAAACGACACUGCAACAAUAAAUCAAUUGAUCUUCAGAAAUCCAAUUGAUUUAACACCACUUGAUGACACACGUUCUUAUGUAUUUUUCGAUAAUGUUGAACCAAUUCAAUUCCCAAUGAGAUAUAUGUAUCUAACUGUUGAUGAUGAUGUUUCUUUCACUGUAUCAAAUAAUUAUCAAGAUCAAAUCAAUUAUACAACAACAGCCGUGACAACGACUGGACUUAUUGCAUAUCAUUUUUUUGAAUUCCAAACAACAGUAAACUUUCAAAUCAACCCAAACAAUAAUCGAACUGUUGGUAUUAUUGUAAGUAUUUAUCUUUUUUGUUUAUUUACAAAAAAAGAUGUUUAAGGGAUUUUUCGACAACCUAUGGGGUGGUUUGAACUACACAUUUUACUCUCCAACUUCACAAUCACAAAUUUCAUUUCCUAAUGGAACUGAUGUUUACAAUUUGUUAUAUACAACAAAUGUCGAAGCGACACAAUUGUAUGGAUAUCCUUCUCAAUUAACAGUCGGUGUAUUUUAUGUUCAAUAUUUUGGAAUUGAUGGAAUUCCAAAGCCAUCAACUAUUGCACCGCCUUCAACAAUUUCCACAACACAAUCAACUUCUACAAUAGUUACAACAACAAGUUUAGUGACAAAGUCAACAUUUUCUUGGGCACUAUUCUGUAUGUAUUUAUUAUUUUUGUGGAAUUAAUUUUUGAUAAACAAAACAUUUUCAAUAGUUGUAAGACGUAUAAGUUUACAGACGAAUAAUUAUUUUUUGGAAAAACGUGAACUAUGACGUGACAAUUUGGAAACAUUAGGUGGCAAACCCAAAAUUCAUCAACAAGCUUCACAGUUUUUUUUUCCAAAACAAUUCUUUAAAUGUCAAACCACGUCACUUUUCCGUUGAAAAUGUGCCCAAAAAAUUGUGACUCGAACAAAAAUCGAAGUUUGUAUCUACACUGAUAAAUUUCAACUAUAUAUUAUCACCUUUUUGCGACCAAAACUUUAUUUUACAAUGUUUUUUGAACGAUUUUUAUUGAUUUCGACAUUUUUUUCGAUAAUUUGGUCAGAUCCGAGAAAAUACUAUCUUCAACAAUUCGAUCCUGCUACUCCACAUUUGAUAACCGAUAUAGAAGUCGGUGCAAAAUUAUUUUUAUCUAGUAAAGAUUUCGUUGAACGUUUGCAGAAUAUUAAACUGAGGAGUGGAAAUGUGACAAUAACGUGAGUUCUCAUGAUUUAUCUACCUUCCAACAACGAUUUUUGAAGCGCUGACCAACUUUCGUCAAACAAAAACGCGGAUGGUUCUCAAAAAUGGCUAAUUGUUGAAAAAGAUGGGCUCACCAUUGAAUCAACAAAUUCCAAAAUCGAAACUCAAAGUUUGUACGGUGUGUUGUACUCAUCAACCGCCAGACAAGCAGCAGACCCUAAUUUCAUAGUUUUUGUUAUCAAGGACAAAAUUACUGUAGACAGAAAGAAUAAUCAAAACUCGACUAUAGUUUUAUUGGGUCCAAUUCAAGUUGCCGAUAUUUCUGCUCCAACCAGCAACGUUUAUAUUGAUAACAUCGAACAAUCAAAGGUUAGAAAAUUGCCUGAUAAAAGAACAUGAGCAUUUAUUCAGACUGCUUCGCUUAUUGCAUUUCGCAAUUUUCCAACAGAUGAUUAUCAAAACUUGGCAAACAAUUGCACAAUAUUCCGCAAUCCAUUAAAAUUCAGAUGGGACAAUAAUGCAACAACUGAAAUGUUCGUAACUGAACAUGAAAACUAGAAAAUCAAUUACCCAUUUUAGAUUUUUCUCAAAAACCGAUGAUCUUCAAUUUCCAAUAGAUGCAUUUUAUAUGAUAGUAAAUGGUGGAAUCAGUUUUCAAGCUAGCGACCAAUGGAAAGAUCGAACAGUUCUAACAUCCAGUGCUUUAACAACCACAGGUCUCAUUCUAAAUUCAGGGGAAGUUCCUUUCAGCAAAGUGACUUUUAUGAACAAUACAAACAAAUUACAAACAAUGGGAACAAUCAUAAAUGCAAAUGUAGAAUAUGACCUUCGUGUGAGCAUGAUCUUACAAAACUCUACAAUUUAUCAAGUGUGAGUUGGUCAGGAAAAAUUGAUUAUUCACAGUGGUUUUAGAUUCGAAAAGGGUCAUCCUGUAUAUAAUCAAAUCAAAUACGUUGAUUCACAUAUAAAUGCAUUGCUAGUGGACCCGCAAACUUCGGCGGUCUCUGAUUAUAGCGUUCAAUAUUUUUCCAUAGAUGGAAUGGCUUUUCCAAUUGAAUCAACUACAACAAUUCCAUCAACACAAACAUCAACAACUAAAUCUGAAACAGUAAUGACAACAAUGCAAACAUAUACAACGACAAGAGGUGCGGCUAAAUUGUCAUCAUUCAUAACAUUAAUUUUUCUUCUGAUUCAUUUUUAUGCAUAA
This is a messenger RNA of Caenorhabditis angaria, 6432 nucleotides long. NCBI's taxonomy places the organism in Eukaryota, Metazoa, Nematoda, Chromadorea, Rhabditida, Rhabditidae. The record is from the annotation of a GenBank genome assembly.